Messenger RNA from Colletotrichum orchidophilum, 459 nucleotides. RefSeq lists its product as uncharacterized. The record is from RefSeq and is a predicted model, not a curated record. The transcript has a single exon. The coding region runs from base 1 to 459 and encodes 152 amino acids. Lineage: Eukaryota; Fungi; Ascomycota; Sordariomycetes; Glomerellales; Glomerellaceae.
AUGCGAUCCUUCCCUACUGUACUUCUCUUCAUCGCCGCCCUGGCUGGCCUUUCUGUCGCUCAAAGUUGCAAUGACCAAUGCGCAGACGUCUUCGCCUUAGCCAGCUCGGAAUGCCCGCACCUCGCCAACACCAAAGAGGAUGCCGACGCCCUCGACGGUCCCAAGAUGAGCUGGAAGAACAAUAUAUGGUCCACACGCGGCAAGGAUGGUGCCGUGGUUGAGAUCGACCCCAAAGCUUGCACUCUUAGAACAUUUGGCGGUCGUGACGACUUCUGUGGCAUCUGGAUUGGUGGCAAGGAGAUCCGGGGAAAGGAGAAUGUUGAGGUUAAGCAGCCAAAUGCGCUGUUGCAGAUUCCUCAUAACGGUGGCUGCUGCAAGAUCGACGAGGAAUUCUGCACGGAUGGUGCGAUUGAAUGGGCGCAGCUGUCGAGGGUCAAGAAGGGCCCUGAUGCAUCGUAG